Notechis scutatus (mainland tiger snake) is the source of this 1407-nucleotide messenger RNA. RefSeq names its product HtrA serine peptidase 4 (gene HTRA4). The record is from RefSeq and is a predicted model, not a curated record. Gene Ontology annotation, molecular function: protein binding; serine-type endopeptidase activity. Lineage: Eukaryota; Metazoa; Chordata; Lepidosauria; Squamata; Elapidae. Gene Ontology annotation, cellular component: extracellular region. Gene Ontology annotation, biological process: positive regulation of apoptotic process; programmed cell death; proteolysis.
AUGGCCCGCUCGCCGCUCUUCCUCCUCCUCCUCCUCCUCCUCCUCCUGCCGGCUUUGCUGGCCGCUCCUUCCAGCCCGUUGCCGCCCUGCCCAGCGGAAUGCCAUCGGAUGCGCUGCCCGCCGCGCUCCCAGCAAGCCUGCCUGGCCGUCGGGGGCGAGCUCCAGCUGGACCGCUGCGGCUGCUGCUGGGACUGCGCGCCGGGCGAGGGUCAGCCGUGCGCUCCAGAUGGCCUUUGCGCCCGGGGCUUCUUCUGCCACCGGCGGCCGGGCAGCCGCGAACCGGGCACCUGUUCGUGCGUCGAGGGGCCGCUGGGCGUCUGCGGCAGCGAUGGACGCACCUACAGCAGCCUUUGCCAGCUGCGCGCCCGGAACCACCAAUCCAGCUCUGGCUACCAGCCGCUCGUCCUCCCCGUCCAUAAGGGAAACUGCGGAGAAGCAGGUGCUGUGGACCUCAAUAGCCCAAGGAAUAAAUUCAACUUUAUUGCUGACGUGGUGGAGAAAAUUGCUCCUUCUGUAGUUCACCUGGAACUCUUUCGCAGGGUUCCCUUCACAAAGAAAGAAGUCCUGGUUUCCAGUGGCUCGGGCUUCAUUGUAUCCGAAGAUGGUUUAAUCCUCACCAACGCCCAUGUUCUCAACAAGAAGCAGAGGAUCAAAGUCGAGCUCAAAACUGGCCAUCAGGUGGAUGCCCAGAUCAAAGAUGUUGACCAUAAACUGGACAUUGCUCUGAUCAAAAUAGAUACCCAGGUAGCCCUCCCAGUGCUCCUGCUGGGAAGAUCCUCUGAUCUUCGGCCUGGGGAGUUUGUGGUGGCCCUGGGGAGUCCUUUCUCCUUGCAAAACACCGUGACAACUGGGAUUGUAAGCAGCACCCAACGGGAUGGCCGGGAGCUUGGGAUGAAGGACUCUGACAUGGAAUAUAUCCAGACCGACGCCAUUAUCAAUUAUGGAAAUUCAGGAGGGCCAUUGGUGAAUUUGGAUGGUGAAGUCAUUGGAAUGAAUACUCUGAAGGUUACAGCUGGCAUCUCCUUUGCCAUCCCCUCCGAUCGGAUCCGCCACUUUCUGGAAGAAACUCACAACCGACAGCUGAAAGGUAAGACCAUUCCCAAGAAGAAGUAUCUGGGCCUCAGAAUGGUCCCCCUUACUUUCAAUCUCAUCCAUGAGCUGAGACGGCAUAAUCGAGAUUUUCCCAACCUGAGCUCCGGUAUCUACGUUUAUGAAGUGAUACCAGGAACAGCUGCUGCAAGAGCUGGCCUGCAAGAUGGAGAUGUCAUCACAGCAAUAAAUGGAAAACAAGUCACUUCAACCCGUGAAGUGACAGAGGCCGUUCGAAACAACCGUAUCCUGGCCAUAAUAGUGAGACGAGGAAAUGAAGACAUCAUCCUGACAGUAACUCCAGAUCAAAUCGAUUAA